UGGAACAAUAAUGUCGCCGUCGCAUCUCCUCCGGCGGCCGAUCUCCCAAUCUCCCCUCUUUCCCCCAAUUCUCCAACUCUCUCUCUCCUUCCACCAAUUCGUCCCCUCCAAAACCCGCCCAAAUCCCCCUCUCGACAGCGGCGGCUGCCCCGAUCUCCUCCGCCACAGAGACUGGCUGAGCCCGCCGCAGGUAAUCCGAAUCUUCCAAGCCCUAAAAGACCCCAAUUUCGCCCUCCCCCUCCUCGCCCAGCUCUCCACCCGCCGCGACUACAACCCCAACGAAUCCCUCUACGCCACCGUCAUCCACAAGCUCGCCCUCGCGAAGAACUUCGACGCCAUCGAAUCCCUAAUGCAGCGAAUCAAAAUCGAGCGCAAGUGCCGCCUCUCCGACGCCUUCUUCCGCGAUCUGAUCAAGCUCUACGGCCACUCCGCCGGCCGGAUCAACGCCGCCGUCGAAACCCUCUUCGCCAUGCCGGAUUACAAAUGCUGGCCGAGCGCCGCCACGUUCAACACCGUCCUCAAUUUACUAGUCACCACGAAGCAAUUCGAGGUGGUGCACGAGGUCUACGCGGCGGCGGCGAGGCUGGGAGUGGAGAUCGACGCCUGCUGCCUGAACAUAAUCGUGAAAGGGCUCUGCAGCAGCGGAGACAUCGUUGCACGACCUAAUGAGAUGUCAAUUAAGUAA
Molecule: messenger RNA, 685 nt
Organism: Salvia hispanica
Lineage: Eukaryota; Viridiplantae; Streptophyta; Magnoliopsida; Lamiales; Lamiaceae
Source: RefSeq, a predicted model, not a curated record